CAGUCUCUCUGCUCAGCCGGCUCCCACAUACCUGCACACACACAAACAAAGGCUGGGGAAGGGUCAGACACCAUUCGGUCUCCCCGCCCCCCGCUGUCCUCCCCCACCUCCAGUUGAUCAUGGCAUCAGAAGCAGGGAAAACUUUCCAGCGGUUUGCGGUCUUUGGAGAAUCAUCAAGCAGUGGCACUGAAAUGAACAACAAAAACUUCUCCAAGCUAUGCAAAGACUGUGGCAUCAUGGAUGGCAAGACAGUCACCUCCACUGAUGUGGACAUCGUAUUCAGCAAAGUCAAGGCCAAGAAUGCCCGAACCAUCACAUUUCAACAGUUCCAGGAGGCAAUGAAGGAACUGAGCCAGAAACGAUUCAAGGACAAGAACCCAGAUGAAGCUCUGGAGAACGUUUAUAAACUCAUGGAAGGCAAGGAUCCAGCUACCACUGGUGUUACCAAAGCAACGACAGUGGGUGGGGUGAGCCGGCUGACGGACACCAGCAAGUACACAGGCACGCACAAGGAGCGCUUUGACGAGAGUGGCAAGGGCAAAGGCAUCGCAGGACGGGAAGAGACGACUGACAACUCAGGCUAUGUGAGUGGCUACAAGGGUGCUGGCACCUAUGACAAGAAGAGCAGCAAAUAAGAAGUAGCCUCAACAACUAGGGUCAAUUAGUCCUCAGCCUGGCAUCUUAAACACCAGGGAGCAUAGGGAACAAUAAACAUCUGUGUGUACA
Callorhinus ursinus (northern fur seal) is the source of this 726-nucleotide messenger RNA. RefSeq names its product tubulin polymerization promoting protein family member 2 (gene TPPP2). Gene Ontology annotation, molecular function: tubulin binding. NCBI's taxonomy places the organism in Eukaryota, Metazoa, Chordata, Mammalia, Carnivora, Otariidae. The record is from RefSeq and is a predicted model, not a curated record. Gene Ontology annotation, biological process: microtubule polymerization; microtubule bundle formation; positive regulation of protein polymerization. Gene Ontology annotation, cellular component: microtubule.